Messenger RNA from Trematosphaeria pertusa, 1032 nucleotides. RefSeq lists its product as uncharacterized. The transcript has 2 exons. The coding region runs from base 1 to 1032 and encodes 343 amino acids. The record is from RefSeq and is a predicted model, not a curated record. NCBI's taxonomy places the organism in Eukaryota, Fungi, Ascomycota, Dothideomycetes, Pleosporales, Trematosphaeriaceae.
AUGCUCCAUGACAUAGCCUACUAUCGAUCUCUUUACGAAGAUGCUGAAGCAGAGUGUAAGCAUCUAGCAAGAGAGAAACGGCAGCUGAUAAGCUCCUUCAAGGAAACGAAAGGUUUUUCGCAGAAAAUGCAGCAGGAAUUAGAGAAGAAGAACCGCAAGAUAGCCACCCAGAAAGCCCAAUUGACCGCUCAGGACUGGCUUCAGCCAUACCUCGCUUUGGGGAAUCGACAAGGGCCAGCUCCGAAUGCUGGAGCCCUCCACUCAAGCUUCGAGGAGAUGCAAAGUCAAUUUACCUCACUACUCGUCAUUCGCGGGUUUCGGGCGCUUCCGCCGGCCGCCAUCUGGGAAUCAUCUUCAGACACGAGGGAUCUGUUGAAUGGUAUUUUGGGUGUUGCACAGGAGAAGACACUGGAGGCCAUCCCAGAUGUGCCAGUUGGUGCGAUGAUCCAAGCACUGACCGGUGCUGCGGUAUGUCAAUGGGUCUUCCGGAACGAAUUCUACUGCGACGCAAUGGCGAAUACACCGCUCCUGCAGAAGUAUUGUCAUAUUAUCAGCUCAAUCUGCGGGGAAGACGGGCUUGCUAACGUGGACUCCGCAGCGCAUCAGUUGCUCAUUGAGGAAGCCCAUUUCAACGACGUAGUUCUCCCUCGUUUGGCUUCAAGACUUACGGAACGGCUUCUAAACGUACUCCACGUAUUCAUCGAUGAUCUUUCCCGGUCUCGCGCCACCGCUAAAUUGCGACAGUGCCUCUCGGAAGUCUUCAUCAGGGCACUUAAGGUCAGGUCUCUCGUUCUGACUGGUCCUGAAUACGAGGAUACAUGGCCAUCAAUCUCGGACCGCUUUGACGGAAGGACGAUGGAAACAGACCCCGUAGGCGUGGGUAAUAUGAAAUGCCAGGUCAAACUGCCUCUAAUCCCAGGCUUACGUGCUCGUGCGGGCUCGAACCAGGUAGUGGGUUGUCGUGGUUCUGGGGGAUUUGACGUGAAAUUCAAGAGCGAAGCGGUGGUGGUGAAAGCUAUUGUUCUCGUUUAG